This is a messenger RNA of Penicillium macrosclerotiorum, 1116 nucleotides long. RefSeq lists its product as uncharacterized. The record is from RefSeq and is a predicted model, not a curated record. Bases 1 to 1116 code for a protein of 371 amino acids. The transcript is spliced from 4 exons. Lineage: Eukaryota; Fungi; Ascomycota; Eurotiomycetes; Eurotiales; Aspergillaceae.
AUGGAGGUGGCCCGGGGCUUUUCCUCUGGCUGGGAGAAAAGGACAGAGGCCACGAUGGAGGCUCCAUUAAUAUCCGAGCAAGGCCAGACGGCACUCUUAUGGAUUGGCGUCGCUCUUUCCUUUAUUCUGGUUAUCAUUCGAACUCAUGCUCAAUACAAAAGCAGCAAACAGCUGUUCAUCAACGACUACUGGAUAUUUUUUGCCGUGAUCUGUCACUUGGCGACUGCUAUUGUCUAUCAAUUUGCCAUGCCCCCGAUGUACGAGCUCACGUACAUUGGGGCAGGUUUGAAACUCCCAACAGCCGGAUUUAUGGACCGAGCAUCCUUGUUUCUCAAAUUGCAGUAUGCCGCCGACAUUCUUCUAUGGACUACACUGUGGUCGGUUAAGUUUUCGCUUCUGUUCUUCUUCUGGAGACUAUUUGACUCGGUCAAUUCUCACAUGAGGUUGUUCUGGUGGAUUAUGUGUGGAGUUACCGCAGCGACAUGGAUUACAAGUGUUGUGUUGCAGGAAUUUGCUUGUGAUCCUAUCCAGGAUUUCUUCACGCUGGUCGGAACCGAUAUCGCAGGUGAUAUUUGCGUCAUGGUGAUCCCAUUCCCUCUGCUCCAUAAAUUGAAGGUCAAUCGUCGAAAGCGCUGGAUCCUAAUUGGUAUCUUCUCUCUUCCCAUAAUUCCAAUCAUGUUCGCCAUUCUACGACUUGUUAUGACAAACCCGAAGACUCACAAUGUCGAUCCGAUAAAAUUUCAAUUAUUCUCUAUGUUGGAAAAUACAUCUGCAAUCAUCACAUCUUGCCUACCUGCCUUCCGUCUAUUCAUUGUCAACGCGCACAACUCCACGGUUCACAGUGACUCGCGACCGUCUGAUCGGUAUUCGCGAGGCCUUGGUGGUUCAUACAGAAACUUCGGUGGCCAGUCACAGAACAGCAGGAAGAAUGCGGGAAUUCCUUUAGGCUCUCUAACCCAAUCACAAUUCGACUCAUAUCAUGGCCUCAAAGUCGUCCACGAGAGAAGCGUGGUGGGAAAAGCAGUCUCAAGUGACAGCGAUGAGGAAGCUCUGAAUCCUCAAUAUCCCACACCUGCUUACGGGGUUCUUGUUACAAAUGAAUAUCAUGUUACCUAA